AUCAACAAAUCCUGUCUUGGCUCUUAAAUACCUAUUAAAAUGUUACCAUCUGACACCAUCAAGGAUAUCUUAAUACGAUCUUAACACGAGUUUUCAGCACCACGCAGUUCUAAAUUGAAUCCCUGCUAGGUUGAAGGGAAGCAAAAUGGCUUUGGCGCCUUGUAAUCAGGAAACCAAUCUAGACUAUCUCCCUUAAUGGUCGGACGUUUAUUUGUUGUGUAAGUAAACUCAAGGGUCGCAUUACAGAAGAGGGAAAGUCAUAACAGCACUAAAAGGAAACAAACUAAAAGGCCCCGCCAAACAGAUGUCAAAACGGACGAGUCCAAGUCGACUUCAGAAGGAAUUAUGCUGACCCAUUAGUGAUUCUCUCGAGAGCUAAUCGUUGGGUCGUUUAAUCAUAUGUAGAUCAUCGUGAGUCUUACUCGGACAAAACCUUCUUGUUUUCUUCGCAAAAAUGAAUAAUGCGACCAACGGGACGGAAGCACCCCAAGCUCAGAUGGACUAUGUUGUGGAACCACUGGGCCUUCGAAUUUUUCGCCUCACGGUGUAUGUCAUUAUAUUCUUGUUGGCAACGUUUGGAAACGCUCUCGUAAUUUUCGUGGUUUAUAAAACACGAGCACUGCAUACAGUAACGGGUUUUCUUAUUGCUAAUCUUGCCGUGGCGGACCUUGGAGUAGGGAUGCUUUGUAUUCCAUUCACUGUCGUAUAUUUUGAACUGGAUUUUCACUGGCCAUUUGGUGCCUUCAUGUGUAAACUCCUUCCUGCUCUGAUGGCUUGCUUCGUUAUGGGAUCGGUGGGAACAAUGUUGGCAAUUUCAUUGGAUCGCCAUCAAUCCAUAGUGCAUCCAUUUGGUAUGCGUAUCACACGGUAUCAAGGCAAGCUGAUCAUGUUGUUAAUAUGGCUGAUAGCUCUUCUCCCAGCGCUGCCAAUGCUGGGAGUUAUGACUACUGAACCAUAUCCAGCAGGCGUCGCCUGUAAAGAGGACUGGCCUAUAACCACUGGAAUGCCCUACUCUACAAUAUACCUAUUAUGCACUUUUGCAUUGACUUACGCUAUUCCUCUUCCAAUUAUGAUACUUAUCUACAUCAAAAUCGGUGUAAAACUUCGUAAAGCUAUCAAAGAGGGGGCUGACAGACCUGGGUUCACUCAGGCUCAAGCUACGAAACGGAUCAUCAAAAUGUUGGCAGCGGUGGUUGUUUGUUACGCGUUGUGUUUCCUUCCUUUCCACACCUUGUAUUUCAUGAUAGACUUCGGGGAAUAUCAAUCCAGGUUCUUUCCAAUCCUCCAAAGUUUCUCAAGCGUCUUCAUGUACUCAAACAGUGCUUCCAAUCCUGUGCUUUAUGCUUUCUUUGGUGAUCAGUUCAAAAUGGGAGUCAAACAAGUAUUUAAUUCUACUAGACUGCAGAGGUUUCGAUCCAGAAAAUCAACCUCUUAUGGUUGGGGGUCACCUUCCACAAUUAACAUUACCAUACUACGAUCUCACUUUACAUACAUGUACAUCAUGCAGUCCUAUUUCCAAGUCCUGAUGUACGGCAACAGCGCAACGAACCCAGUUUUGUAUGCUUUCCUUGGAGACCAAUUCAAGAAAGGAUUUAAAAGAGCCAUUCGCGGCGGGAGCCAAAGAGGUUUCUACACACCGCGAAAAAUUUGUGUGAUGUGGCCCACAAAUGAGACGAACAUGCUUGUCAAUACCACUUCCACACCGAUACUAACGGUUGCCGAACCGUUGGGAUCCAAAAUCUUUCGAUUAAUUGUGUACACAAUAAUAUUUCUUCUCGCCGUCACUGGAAAUGUGUCUGUACUUGCUGUCGUUUACAAGAUAAGGGAGCUUCAUUCUGUUACAGGUUACCUCAUCGCAAACCUUGCUGUGGCUGAUUUGAGUGUCGGCAUCUUAUGCAUCCCCUUCACAGUUCUUUAUUUUGAACUUCGUUACUGGCCAUUUGGGUACGCUCUUUGUAAGAUCAUUCCCACGGCACAAGCAAUGUCUGUUAUGGCUUCCAUUGGAACACUAGCGGCUAUAAGUCUAGAUCGUUACCGAGCGAUUGCUUAUCCAUACGAGCCCCGCAUUACAUUAUAUCAGGCGCGUUUCAUCAUCGUUGUCGUUUGGCUGACCGCAACUCUAGUUGGCCUACCGUUUGUCGCAGUGAUGCAGUUAAGGGAAGAUCAGGAUGUUUUCUUGUGUUCGGAGGAUGGUUGGCCCAGUGAGACAUUCAAAGACAUUUACAAUGUUCUGUCAUUUUGUCUAACAUAUGCCAUACCACUACCAACCAUAGCGGUGUUCUAUACUAUAAUUGUAAUGAAGCUUAAUAAGGCCGCAAGGGAAACGUCGGACAGUGAAGGAUUUAGAACAGCGAAAGCCAAGGGAAAGGUGGUGAAAAUGUUGAUAGUCGUGGUGAUUCUCUACUUUCUUUGCUUUCUGCCUUACCACAUCACAUAUUUGUGGUUUGAGUUUGGAGAAGGAAAACAGUACAAGGGAUUCUGGAUUCUGUUCUCCUAUUGCCAAGUACUGGUGUACGCAAACAGUGCGGUAAACCCUGUGUUGUAUGGUUUUUUAAGUGAACAGUUUCGAAGAGGAUUCGCCCGUUUGGUGCCUUGCUGUCGAAUCUGGAGUAAAGAUUACAAGGUUUCAAGGUAUCCAUACGCCAGCAGUGUUUCACGCGUCAUCGAGAGACCGACGACAAUUUACCAAUCAGUGUCUGUUUGGAUAUAAAGAGCUACGAAAUGAGCAACAGAGAAGAUGGUUCUCAUUCAGAACGUUCAUUUCCACUCGUGCCAAGCCUGGAAACAGCCGAAGAUCACUUUCGAGUUGUAUCUUGCAUCUCUAUUUAUCCAUGUUUUCUCGUCUUUGAGAUCAUACGUGUAUUCACGCACUUGUGUCAUUACGAACCCUUUUGCGGUGGGCUACAAUUGACAAGGGCCCAACCUUUUUCGUUUUCCUUUUUCUGGUUAGUUCUUUUUGAAUUGAUCUUCAAAUAUCGUCUACAGGGGCCACGAGGGUGGAGUAAUUUGUCAAGGAUCUCCCUGAGGGUUGGUAGAAACUGGGUAAUCUGGAUUAAACUAUUCUCCAGCACCACUACUUUUCGUCGUCCGUCCCCAUUUGAAAUGAUAACCAUGCCAGACAAACAGCUGGCCCAAUUUACAAAAAACAAAAAGAUAUUUUGGGGGACUACGAAAGACAUGCAUUGCUUCUGGCUCAUAUGUCGCACACCGUAAAACAAUUACCAUUAAUCCUGUAUACCUCCGCUCUCAUCGUAUUUCAUUACUUCGUGACUAUUUCAGCGACUGGUAAUGCACUGUGAGGUUAUGAACAACGGAUGUUAUUAUAAAGAGACGGUUAUCAAGGAUGGAAUAUUCUCUAGAUAGAUUAUCAAAAUAAGAGUUAUACUCGGUAACAAUUUCUCAUGAUCCGCUUUUCGAGCAGCCGUUUCUGUCCUCACUGAGGAACAAGCCCUGGAGGUCUUUAGAACUUAAUACGGGUAAAAGAGAUUUCAGUUAAUGUUAUCAGCGAUAUGUUGACGUAAAAAGGUUUUUAAGGUUGACUGAACUCUUUACAAAUCUAAAUAACUGAAGUAUUUAAAAUUUCGCAUACUAAUGUCAGCCAUUAGGAAAGCCGUCGAUAAA
This is a messenger RNA of Pocillopora damicornis (cauliflower coral), 3621 nucleotides long. Its product is annotated as pyroglutamylated RF-amide peptide receptor. The record is from RefSeq and is a predicted model, not a curated record. Gene Ontology annotation, biological process: G protein-coupled receptor signaling pathway. Lineage: Eukaryota; Metazoa; Cnidaria; Anthozoa; Scleractinia; Pocilloporidae. Gene Ontology annotation, molecular function: G protein-coupled receptor activity. Gene Ontology annotation, cellular component: plasma membrane.